AUGUCCAAAGUAUUUUUUGAUCUCUCCGAAGGCGGCGUUCCUAAAGGCCGUGUUGUGUUCCAAUUGUACAAUGACGUUGUCCCCAAGACCACCGAGAACUUUAGAGCUUUAUGUACUGGAGAAAAGGGCGAAUCAGCCAAAUCUGGCGCCAAACUCCACUAUAAGGGCAGCACGUUCCAUCGUGUGAUCAAAGACUUCAUGUGUCAAGGUGGAGAUUUCACCCACGGAACUGGAGUCGGUGGUGAAUCCAUCUAUGGCGAAAAAUUCGAGGACGAAAACUUUAAAUUGAACCAUGACAAGCCAUUUUUGUUGUCGAUGGCCAACGCUGGUCCAGGCACCAAUGGCUCGCAGUUCUUCAUCACCACGGUGCCCACGCCGCAUUUGAACGGUAAACACGUUGUUUUCGGUGAGGUUAUCCAGGGAAAAUCCAUCGUUCGUCAAAUGGAAAGAUGUGAGAAAGGUGCCAACGACAAGCCUGUCAAGGACUGGGUCAUUGCUGACUGUGGUGAACUCCCUGCUGAUUACGUGCCUGAGAAGUCUCAGGUUGCAGAUGAUGGCACUGGCGAUAUCUAUGAAGAGGUUUUGGCUGAUGAUGACAAGAUCGAUGUAAACAAGCCUGAAACGGUGUUUGAGGCGGUCAAGUUCUUGAAGGAUUUAGGUACAAAACUCUUGAAGGAGGGUCAAUUCGCCAAGGCAUACGCUAAGUACAAGAAGGGUACGGAGUACUUGGCAGAUUUCUUCCCAGAAGACUUGUCUAAGGAAGAUAUUGCUGAGAAGACCAGCUUAAACAUCUCACUCUUCUUGAACGCAGCAUUGGCUGCACUUAAGGACAAGAACGGUAAGAACGCCAUCUACGCAGCCGACCAGGCGCUUUCGUUUGAGGAAAUCGACGAAAAGCUGCUGGCCAAGGCCUGGUACAGAAAAGCUUCCGGCUACCUUCUUGCUAAGGACGAAGACAAUGCACAGAAAUCGUUUGAGGCGGCCUUAAAAUUGUCGCCCAAUGAUCCUGCUGUGUUGAAGGGCUUGCAGGAUGUUAAAGCAAGUGCCAAGGCUCGCAAGGAGAAGCAGAAGAAGGCUAUGGCCAAGUUCUUCUCAUAG
Messenger RNA from Sungouiella intermedia, 1098 nucleotides. Lineage: Eukaryota; Fungi; Ascomycota; Pichiomycetes; Serinales; Metschnikowiaceae. The record is from the annotation of a GenBank genome assembly.